This is a messenger RNA of Austrofundulus limnaeus, 6832 nucleotides long. RefSeq names its product dihydropyridine-sensitive L-type skeletal muscle calcium channel subunit alpha-1. Gene Ontology annotation, cellular component: membrane; voltage-gated calcium channel complex. Lineage: Eukaryota; Metazoa; Chordata; Actinopteri; Cyprinodontiformes; Rivulidae. Gene Ontology annotation, biological process: calcium ion import across plasma membrane. The coding region runs from base 211 to 5748 and encodes 1845 amino acids. The record is from RefSeq and is a predicted model, not a curated record. Gene Ontology annotation, molecular function: calcium ion binding; high voltage-gated calcium channel activity. The transcript has 45 exons.
UGGGGGGAGAGGUCUGUGGCUCUGAGAGGGGGAGACCAAGAAGAGGGGAGAGAAGAGAAGGGGGCAGCGGGGGAACCCGCACUGAUCUGGAGCCCUACAGGCCUUCACGGAGGUGGAGCUAUUCUGCAGCAGAGUUUGGGAUUUUACAUCAAGAGGUCACGGUUUUUUUUUUUCUGGAAUUGUAAGAUUGUGUGAAGUGAAAGCAUCGGGAUGGCGGCUAACGCAGAGGGGACUAAGUCAUUCAUCAUGAAUGAGGAGGAACUGAAGAGGAAGCAGAGGGAGAAGCUGAAGAAGCUGCAGGCCACAGGGGGCAACCCUCGCCCUGCCAGAUCCCUCUUUUUCUUCACCCUGAAAAAUCCAUUCCGCAAAGCCUGCAUCAACAUUGUGGAGUGGAAAACAUUUGAAAUCAUCAUCUUAYUGACCAUCUUUGCCAACUGUAUUGCUUUGGCUGUGUUUCUGCCAAUGCCUGAAGAAGACAGCAAUAACACCAACGCAAGUUUGGAAAGCCUGGAGUACAUUUUCCUGAUCAUCUUCACAUUAGAGUGCUUUUUGAAGAUCAUAGCGUAUGGCUUGGUGUUCCAUGAAGGGGCCUAUUUACGGAACUGUUGGAACAUAUUGGACUUUGUCAUCGUUUUCAUGGGUCUCUUCACCUUUGCUUUGGAUACCAUAAAUAUGAUAGCAGGAGUGCCGACGGAGAAGGGUGGGGGGUUUGACAUGAAGGCCCUGAGAGCCUUCAGAGUACUGCGGCCCCUUCGCCUCGUUUCUGGAGUUCCCAGCCUGCAGGUAGUGAUGAACUCCAUCCUCAAAGCCAUGCUGCCUCUGCUGCAUAUUGCCCUGUUGGUCUUCUUACUGGUCACGAUCUAUGCUAUUAUGGGACUGGAACUCUUUAAGUGCAAAAUGCACAAGACCUGCUACUACGCUGGCACAAAUAUCUAUGCAAUAGCAGAAGGUGAGCUACCAGCUCCAUGUGCUCAGGCUGGGAAUGGACGCCGCUGUAUGAUCAAUGGCUCAGAGUGUCGGCCUAACUGGGAAGGCCCCAACAACGGGAUCACUCACUUUGAUAACAUCGGCUUUGCCAUGCUGACGGUGUACCAGUGUAUCACCAUGGAGGGGUGGACUAAAGUGCUCUACUGGGUUAACGAUGCUAUAGGAAAUGAGUGGCCGUGGCUCUAUUUUGUUCCUCUCAUCCUGCUGGGCUCCUUCUUUGUGCUCAAUCUGGUUCUGGGUGUGCUCAGUGGGGAGUUUACCAAAGAGCGAGAGAAGGCCAGGUCACGAGGAGAGUUCCAGAAGUUGCGAGAGCGUCAGCAGCUCGAUGAAGACCUCCAUGGCUACAUGGAAUGGAUCACUCACGCUGAAGUCCUGGAUGCUGACAGAGAGGGCAAAGGUCUUCUGCCUCUGACCAGUGGAGAUUCUGACACAGACAGUCUGUAUGAUCUGGAAGGCAAAAGUCGUAUCAUCUACUACUACCGUCUGGCUCGACGCUGGAACCGUUUCUUUAGAAUGAAGUGUCUGGUUUAUGUGAAAACCAAAAGUUUUUACUGGGUGGUGAUGUUCCUCGUCUUCCUCAACACUCUGACCAUAGCCACAGAGUUCCACCACCAACCCGUCCGGCUGACCAGCCUGCAGGAUGCGGCCAGCCGAGUGCUGCUGGUGCUGUUUGUCAUUGAAAUGUUUGUGAAGAUGUACGCCCUGGGACCUAGAGCCUAUUUCAUGUCGCUUUUCAACCGUUUCGACUUCUUCGUGGUUCUCUGUGGGAUCCUGGAGAUGAUCAUGUUGUCAGCCGGGGCCGUGGCUCCUCUGGGUUUCUCUGUGCUCAGGUGUAUCCGGCUGCUGAGGAUCCUCAAAGUCACAAAGUACUGGACCUCCCUGAGUAACCUAGUGGCCUCUCUCCUCAACUCAGUUCGCUCCAUUGCCUCGCUGCUCCUCCUCCUCUUCCUCUUCAUUGUCAUCUUCUCUCUCCUGGGAAUGCAGGUGUUUGGGGGCAAAUUUAACUUCAACGACCACCGACCCCGUCGCAGUAACUUUGACAACUUCCCUCAGGCCCUGAUUAGUGUCUUUCAGAUCCUCACAGGAGAGGAGUGGACCAGCAUCAUGUACAAUGGCAUUAUGGCCUACGGAGGGCCUGUCAUCCCCGGCAUCCUGGUUUCUAUCUACUUCAUCAUCCUGUUUGUCUGUGGAAACUAUAUCCUCCUGAAUGUCUUCUUGGCCAUCGCCGUCGACAACUUGGCAGAGGCCGAGAGUCUGACCUCAGCUCAGAAAGAAAAGGCAGAGGAGAAGAUGAGGAAGAAGCUCCUGAGGUCCAAAAUGCCCGAGAAGACUGACGAAGAGAGGGAGAAGAUAGCUAAGAAACUGGCAGAGCAGAGGGCCAAGAUAGAGGGCAUGCCCACCACAGCCAAGCUCAAAAUUGAUGAAUUUGAAUCAAACGUCAAUGAAGUGAAAGAUCCAUUUCCACCUGCUGAUUUCCCUGGUGAUGAUGAAGAGGAAGAACCUGAAAUCCCCAUCAGCCCUCGGCCCAGACCAAUGGCUGACCUACAGCUGAAGGAAGAAGCAGUUCCUCUGCCAGAAGCCAGUUCCUUCUUUAUUUUCGGCCCUCAGAACAAGUUUCGUAAACUGUGUUACAAAAUCAUCAACGCUUCAUCUUUUACCAACCUGAUCCUCCUCUUCAUCCUGCUCUCCUCCAUCUCUCUGGCAGCUGAGGAUCCCAUCGAUCCAAAAUCCUACAGAAACCAGAUCUUGGCCUAUGCUGACAUCGUCUUCACGACCGUGUUCACCAUUGAGAUUGUGCUGAAGAUGACCGUGUACGGGGCAUUCAUGCACAAAGGCUCCUUCUGUCGGAACUCUUUCAACAUCCUGGAUCUGAUCGUGGUCGGCGUGUCGCUGCUGUCCAUGGGAAUGGAAUCCAGCGCCAUCUCUGUCGUGAAGAUUCUCAGGGUGCUGAGGGUGCUGAGGCCUCUCAGAGCCAUCAACAGAGCCAAAGGGCUAAAGCAUGUGGUCCAGUGUGUGUUCGUGGCCAUCAAAACAAUUGGCAACAUUGUCCUGGUUACCAUGCUGCUGAACUUCAUGUUUGCCUGCAUUGGAGUGCAACUAUUUAAGGGUAAAUUCUACAGCUGCACAGAUCCGACCAAAAUUACUGCAGAGGAAUGCCAGGGAUCCUUCCUGAAGCACAUUGAGAGCUCRCUGCAGGACACAGUGGUGGCUAAAAGAGAAUGGCUCAACAGUGACUUCAACUUUGACAACGUGCUCAAUGGGAUGCUGGCUCUGUUCACUGUUUCCACAUUUGAAGGCUGGCCCAAACUCUUAUACAGAGCCAUAGAUUCAGCAGAAGAAGAUCUGGGUCCCGUCUACAACAACCGUGUCGAUGUGUCCAUCUUCUUCAUUAUCUACAUCAUCCUCAUCGCUUUCUUCAUGAUGAACAUCUUUGUGGGUUUUGUCAUCGUCACCUUUCAGGAGCAGGGCGAGCAGGAGUAUAAGAACUGCGAGCUGGACAAGAACCAGCGUCAGUGUGUGCAGUACGCUCUGAAGGCUCGCCCCCUGAGAUGCUACAUUCCUAAAAACCCGUACCAGUACAGGGUCUGGUACAUCGUCACCUCCUGUUACUUUGAGUACCUGAUGUUCUUUCUGAUUAUGCUGAACACCUUGUGUCUGGGGAUGCAGCACUGCAACCAGUCAGAUCACGUUACCAAGCUGUCCGACAUGCUGAACUUGAUCUUCACUGUGCUCUUCACGGUGGAGAUGAUCCUGAAGCUCAUGGCCUUUAAAGUUAGGGGCUACUUUGGGGACCCCUGGAAUGUCUUUGACUUCAUCAUCGUCAUUGGUAGCGUCGUUGAUGUCAUUUUAAGUGAAGUUGAUACUGCGCUGGAAUCCAGUGGAGGGCUGUACUGUCUCCAUGGCUGUGCUGAGACAAAUCCUAUGCAAGAAAUUGCGGCUUCUGAAAAUGCUUCAGUGUCCAUCACCUUCUUCCGACUUUUCCGUGUGAUGCGUCUGGUCAAACUGCUGAAUCGAUCAGAGGGCAUCCGUAACCURCUGUGGACCUUCAUCAAGUCCUUCCAGGCUCUCCCUCAUGUAGCUCUGCUCAUAGUGAUGCUCUUCUUCAUCUAUGCUGUCAUCGGGAUGCAGAUCUUUGGAAAGGUAGCUUUAGUAGACGGCACCCAAAUCAAUCGCAACAACAACUUCCAGACAUUCCCUCAGGCUGUUCUGAUGUUAUUCCGAUGUGCCACUGGAGAGGCUUGGCAAGAGGUCAUGAUGGCAUCAAUGUAUGGGAAGAAGUGUGACCCAAAGUCUGACUUCCUGCCGGGAGAGGAGUACACCUGCGGGUCCAACUUUGCUGUUUUCUACUUCCUCAGUUUCUACUGUCUAUGUGCCUUCCUGAUCUUGAACCUGUUUGUCGCAGUCAUCAUGGACAACUUUGACUACCUGACCCGUGAUUGGUCUCUUCUUGGUCCGCACCAUCUGGAUGAGUUUAAGAAAAUCUGGGCUGAGUAUGACCCAGAAGCCACGGGGAGAAUCAAACAUCUGGACGUYGUGACGCUGCUACGAAGUAUCCAGCCCCCGUUGGGCUUUGGCAAGUUCUGUCCACAUCGCGCUGCGUGCAAGAGGUUGGUUGGUAUGAACAUGCCUCUCAACAGCGAUGGUACCGUCACUUUUAACGCCACCCUGUUCGCACUGGUCAGGACUGCGCUUAAAAUCAAAACAGAAGGAAACUUUGAGCAGGCCAACGAGGAGCUAAGGGCCAUCAUAAAGCAAAUCUGGAAACGCACCAGUAUGAAACUGUUGGACCAGGUCAUCCCCCCUAUAGGAGAUGACGAGGUUACCGUGGGGAAGUUCUAUGCCACGUUUUUGCUCCAAGAUCAUUUCCGUAAGUUCAUGAAGCGACAGGAGGAGUAUUAUGGUUACCGUCCAACUAAGAAGAGCGCCUCAGGACCAGAAAUCCAGGCAGGUUUGAGGAGCAUCGAAGAAGAAGCUGCUCCAGAGAUGCACAGGGCAAUUUCAGGAGACCUGCAAAACGAUGAAGAAAUGGACCGAGCGAUGGAAGAGGCUGGAGAAGAAGCCAUUUACCAUCGUUCACAUGACCUGUUCGGUAACCGAGUCAACUCCUUCAACUCCUCGGAGCCCGCCAAUGCUGCCCAGGUGACCAACCAGCGGCCUCUCCAGUUUUCCGAGAGCCAGUCCGAGUCUCCGCCAAACUCCUCCACUUUGGUGCCCAGUGCAGACGAUUUCCCCACARCUGCACCAAAGAGCAACACAAACAACAACGCCUUCGCAGAAUUUUCUUUUGAAAGAGAAGGAAGUCCAGAAGAAUUCUACAAUCCUUACGAGGAUGACGAGCCAGACAUCAAACACUCCUGGAACUUCACUGUAAGAACAGAUGAGACACAGUUUCCUUAUGAACCUAACUAUGGGGAUGGUCAGAGAUCUCAGUCCGCAGCCGACCGGCUCGUCCAGGAGGCUCUUGAAAGUGGAGGUCUCGUCUCUUUGGCCAAAGACCCUGACUUUGUCUCUGUAACUAAGGAGGAAAUGUCUGUAGCCAUGCGCAUUCCUGUAUCUGAAAUGGAGGGGAUGGCUARGGGCAUCCUCAGCGAACGCUCCGGCAGCAUCCCCUCUGCUAAAAAGAGACGUCCUGUCCCYGUACCUCCAUCUGCCCCCACUAUGGUGAGACAAAAAGCGAGCCAGCCAGAACCRGCCGUUAGGAAAAAGAGACGUCCAGUUCCUACGACCCCUACCCAGAAGAAACCGUACUCCGAAGUUUAAAAGAUGCUUCCUGAGUUUAAAGUGGAUUUUUACUCUUCAAAGUGGCUUYCCCUCAUGUGGCAUCACUGUACUURUUGACUCUUUGACAAUUUGUCUGUUAGCGUGACUGAAGGUCAAAAAAACAGGUUGGAGCAAGUCAAAGAAAAUUGUCAAGAGUGGUUGAAGCUUAACCAAGGAGAAACAAAAUAUCUGAUAGGACACCUUUCAGAUUGAUUGGACUAAUAAAAACACAAACCUAUGGCUAAGUAAACUGAUUGACGUACUUCUUUCUUUGUAGCAUUUAUUGAGGAGAUCCAUUCCACUUAGGGGACAGCUGUGAGCGAAGUGYCUUACUCUAGGCUCACUGAAGGAGGCAGGACAGUAACCUGUGUCUACAAAAAAGAUUAACAGGUUUUAUUGAACUGCAUUUUACCAGGUGAUGGGAAAGGACUUCACUUUGUGGAAACAAGUUGCUUUGCAUCCAGGCCCUAAAGUCUGACAGCACUUAAAAGGGAAUCUGGAGCUUAGGCAGUAAAGUAAAAGGAUGUUUUGACAUUUAAUUGAUACUAAGGUUUUUACCUUUUCUCCUGUUCAAACAGUUGUUUUUGCAGUUGAAAGUAAGAGAUUAUUUUUCUUUUUUGUAAAUAGACGUAUAUUUAAUCCAUAACAUAUACAGAUCUAGCCAUAAUAAAUUAUUUGCUCAGUUUCAAGAAAUUGAGUAAACAUACUGUUCUGUACUUUAGRGUUUUUCUUUAUAUUGUUUAAUCUCUGAGAGCAGUUUAGGACGCAGGAACCUGAAGCAUACCUGGAGUAUGCUUGAUUUAGCUUAAAAGCUCCCUAAGGUUCAUCAUAUUCAUAUUUGUGGACAUCAUUUUGCACUUGAUUCAUGUUUUGCUCAAAAAUUUUGGAAACAGUCUUCCAGAGGACUGCUUUUAUUUUCUUUUUUUUUUUUUACAUUUGUCCUCUGAUCUGUCUACAUUUAAAGGUUUGAAAGACAUUGCUAGUUUUAGUGCAUCUCCCACCUUCACUCUUAUUUCUGAAUCUGUACCAGUAAGGYUGAUGUUACUUUACUGCACUGUCAAAGACAAUAAAUAAUCCAAAUAAA